CAUCAAGGAGUCAUGUCAAGUCAAGUCAGUUUGCAGGAGCGCGAUGAUACAGCCCCGAGACUCGAAGAUCUCGCCUCGACGCUAACAGCUCUUCGGCUCUACGUCACAUUUAAAGGACAGCAUUUUCCUGCCACACGUUAAGGCAGGACGGCCAGUGUGUGCAGUCUCCUCCAGGGUUCAGCGGAGCAGGACCAGGGCUCCCUGCAGGCCAGUGCAGUGUCGGCUGCGGGACCCCCAGGAGGCAAGCUGGAAGGCGGGGUGCUGGAGGGGGCCGAGGGCCCGGCCUUCGUCCUCAGGCACAGGGGCCACGACGACAUGAGUCCCCGCGAGGCCCUGCCCGAGGGCCCCAAACACAACGGGGAAAUCCCAGAGCUCAAGGAGCAGAGGGCUUUGGAGAAGGAGGAGGAGCGGGAGGAAGAGGAGGAGAAGAGCUCGGACGAGGGCUUCAUGGGCAUGACGCCGCUGCUGCAGGCCCACCACGCCAUGGAGAGGAUGGAGGAGUUUGUGCACAAGAUGUGGGAGGGCCGAUGGCGGGUGAUACCGCACGACGUCCUGCCCGAUUGGCUGAAGGACAACGACUUCCUGUUGCACGGGCACCGGCCGCCCAUGCCCUCCUUCAGGGCCUGCUUCAAGAGCAUCUUCAGAAUCCACACCGAGACGGGGAACAUCUGGACACAUCUUCUGGGCUGCCUGUUUUUCCUCUGUCUGGGGAUAGUCUACAUGUUCCGGCCCAACAUGUCGUUCGUGGCGCCGGUCCAGGAGAAGGUGGUGAUCGGCAUGUUCUUCCUGGGAGCCAUCCUCUGCCUGUCCUUCUCCUGGCUCUUCCACACCGUGUACUGCCACUCGGAGGGCGUGUCCCGGGUCUUCUCCAAGUUGGACUACUCGGGCAUCGCCUUCCUGAUCAUGGGCAGCUUUGUGCCCUGGCUGUACUACUCCUUCUACUGCUCCCCGCAGCCCUGCUUCAUCUACCUGAUCGUGGUGUGCGUCCUGGGCAUCUCCGCCAUCAUCGUCUCGCAGUGCGACUUCUUCGCCACACCGCAGUACCGCGGAGUCCGGGCCGGUGUGUUUGUGGGUCUGGGCCUGAGUGGAGUGGUCCCCUCGCUGCACUUUGUCAUCACCGAGGGGUUUUUGCGGGCCACCACCAUGGGCCAGAUGGGCUGGCUCCUCCUCAUGGCCACACUCUACAUCACCGGAGCCUGUCUGUAUGCCGCCCGCAUCCCGGAGAGGUUCUUCCCUGGAAAGUGUGACAUUUGGUUCCACUCUCACCAGCUGUUCCACAUCCUGGUCGUGGCGGGAGCCUUCGUCCACUUCCACGGCGUCUCCAACCUGCAGGAGUUCCGCUACACGGCCGGCGGGGGCUGCGCCGAGGAUGGUGCCCUGUGAGCGCGCGCGGCCGUGGCACCGACACGUGCCACCAGGGGGAGCCAGCAGAGCAGCGAGCAAAACACGUCUUUUUGGUCCACCAGGAUGAACAUAAGAGGACGAAGUCAAGGACAAGGUUUCUUUUCUUUUUGAAAACUACCUAAGUCUUGGCUUUUCUCUGUAAUAAACUGCACCAAUGGGAGAAAUUAAGAUUCAGAAAAGACAUAUUUGUAGAUAACUAAUAAAUUAUAUAGUCGCAAAGCCAAUUGUCAAUAUUCUUAAAAAUACCGAGACACACAAAAUGUAGGUUUUGUUGAGAGUGGGUCUAAAAUGCUUUCAUGCGACAAAAAAAUUUGUGUGUGAAGAGUUUCUUUUUCUCUUCCAUAAGUGCGGGGGGUGCUUUUAAACAGAUUUUUCAUGUACAUAAGAUUUCUAACUUUGGGUUAUAUAGAUUUGUAUUAUAUAUAUAAAAGUAACAAAAUCAACCAAAAAAAUGUUUAAGCUAUAAGAAGAAAAUGAGAAAUUUAAAUGAAUUCAAGAUUAUAAGAAAAAAAAGGUUUAAAAGGCAAAAACAAAUGCAAAACCAGUCAUUUUUUAGGAGGGAAGAGUUUGCUGGAAAUGCCACACGCACUGUCAAAGUUUACUUGCACAAUGAGGUUAGACAUCUGGUGGGGAGGGGGGCUGGGCCAGACUACUGUCGGGGCUAACGGUGGCCCGCGAUUGGUCCGUUGAGUCCCGGACAAGGUAGAGCACAGUCCCGCCCCCAGGGUCAGCUGUAUGUGGAAAUGGGGGAAGUUGGCCACCAGUGGUAAAAUGGACACCUUGUUCUAGCAGCUGUUCUGUUAAGUACAUUAUGAUGUAAAAGGGGCGGAGCCACAUUAGGGUCAGUUCUCCUGUGAAGCAGGGUGUAAUUAACGAGAGAGCUCUCUUAUUACCCUUUCCACUUUAUACUCAUUUACCGGACUCCAUAUGUAGUGUGAUGGGCUUUCUCUAGCUAUUCCCCUCUCCUCUCUCUUUUAUCUCUGCUAUCUCUUCUCCACAUUAAUCUGGAGUCAAGCUCUGGCUGAAAUAAAUUAUGGGGUACACAAAUUAUAAUUUUUUUUUUUUUACUGGAAUGAGGUGCUUGUCUGGAAGUGGCCCUGCAGAAAGGAAUCUGAUCUAUGAGUGAAGAUAUGCUGUGACCUCCCCCCUCUGCCCCACCCAAACAUGGGGCAGCCUGCGUUUCGGCAGGGAGCCCACGCACCCACAUCCCUCCCCUAGCUCCCAGGCGGAUCUGCCGAGUUCCAGGAAUUCAGAGUUUAGAGCCCACCGCCCCCCCUCUGGUUACCGAGCAACCACCCAGCCCUCUCAGAACGUAAGCGGAGGAUGUGAGACAUCGCGGGGAGAGCGGUGGUGUGGAAGUAGAGACAGGCCCCAGAGCCCACGGUGUAUCUGCGCAGACAGCAGCGCACGGUCCUCCUCCUCCUCAUACCUGUAACCACAGGGCUCUACCAUUAAUCUCUGAGUGUGUGCCACACACAGGCCUCUUUGUCUUUUCCAUAUUCAUUAUCUCCUGAACAUCAACUGUCACCUACCACCGCAUCACACGCACGACUUCAUUCCUCCCCCUCGGACCCAGGACCUUGGGGGCGUGGCCAGACCUGGGUUACGCCGCUAGGCCGCUUGCUGGGGACACGGGCUGAAGCUAACAUGCAGAACAAAGAAGCGCAUGCAAGCUUGUUUAUUAAAAACAUGAAUACAUUUUCAUUACUAUCAUCAGUUUCCAUUGAGAAGUAUUAGGAUGGAUUAGGAUGGGAGCAGAUAAAGGAAUUGUAUAAUUCUGGAAGAAGCAGUUGAAAGACAGGCCGGAGGGUGUAAAGGCGUGUUCGCCCCGCAUAGGGUUGUGGCACACACCUGCACACGCCUCAGACGAGCUCUCUCUCUACAUGUUCCCAUUUCAUGUCUGAUUGCGUUCUCCCUCACACACAUACAAUGUGUGAUUUUCAUCUGCUUAACACGUGCAGGUUGUGACCUCCACUCCAGAAUGCUUGGGAUAACGUUUCAGCUUUAGCGUCUUUUAAAGAUGUAGUCACGACUCUUAAUCCCAGGUCAGAGCUCCACAUUGUCCUCCACAGAGAAAAUACAGAGAGGGUUUCAUCUGGUGACCGGCUGAGCAGGGGCCUUUCAAGUGAAUUAUAGGUAGGGGGGUUCGGUCAGGCAAUGCAAACAGCUUUCACUUGAAACCAGCUACCGUGAGAUUCGUUUUUCACCUUUAAAAAAAAUAAAAUAACGGGACAUUUCUGGUUGUUGAACAUUGAGGGUGAGAAACCCUGUGGAAUCCAGGCAGGCCGUUGUGGUAGGCCGCCUGUAGGGGGCAGUGUUAUCUUCAUGUUCUCCUCUUUCAAUUCUCUCGUUUGUCCUUGUGUUUCCUGAUUAGGGGUGCUUUGCAUUCUACUUUCCAUCUUCCAAAGUUGAGGCCUUGUUUCAUUGUGAAAUUUAAGAUAACAGAAGCAUUUAAAGAAAACAAACUGCUGUUUUUUUUAAAUAUAUAUUUUUUUCUUUUUGCGGAGUGCAUAACGUUUGUUGUGAAAGCACACGUAUAGUUCUGAAAGGGUGUGUGAUUGCGAUUAGGAUCUUUAUAUCUGCUGUAUUGUUCUAAUAAAAAGUUUUUUGAAUCAAAA
This is a messenger RNA of Anguilla rostrata (American eel), 4022 nucleotides long. It is a transcript of the gene adipor2, whose product is annotated as adiponectin receptor 2. Gene Ontology annotation, cellular component: plasma membrane. Gene Ontology annotation, biological process: adiponectin-activated signaling pathway. NCBI's taxonomy places the organism in Eukaryota, Metazoa, Chordata, Actinopteri, Anguilliformes, Anguillidae. The record is from RefSeq and is a predicted model, not a curated record. Bases 316 to 1383 code for a protein of 355 amino acids. Gene Ontology annotation, molecular function: signaling receptor activity. The transcript is spliced from 8 exons.